AACGAUCAUAGGCAGGGCGAAGACCUAAAACAUGGAUGGCAUUGCCAAGAAAUCAAUUCUUCGUAAACAAGUAUCAUUGCUUCCUAAUAGAGAGAAAGCAACAUUAUGGAACCUGAUUAAGCAGUUCAUAUUCUCUCACAACAUUAGGCAGAGUAAUCUUAUGCAACACAAUAUUCCUAUGGAUAAACAGAAUAAAUAUUUUCAACGGUGGAUGAUAUUUCUCUCCCUUUUAAUCCAAAUAUUACUUGAUUACUUUGAAGGCCCCUUGAAGAAAAUGGGAUCUAUGGUUGAAGAUCUUCUCAAUGCCAAUGUUAUUCCUAGAAAAAAAGAAAGAUCAGUAGAUGAAAAUGGCAUUAGUUUGUCGUUCCUGGGACAUUUAGACAGGAGGAUAGAGCUUAACAAAGAUAUCAAGCAUGGAGACGGGAGAUACUAUCCCGCACUUUCUAUGAUGGCAUCUAAGUUGGCUUACGAAAAUCAACCCCUUAUUCAAACUGUAGUUAAUCGUCACUGGAAGAUGGAAUUCGUGAAGUUCUACGAUUUUUACAAUGAGUUUCAAAAGAAAACAACGACACAAGCAUUCAUCAUGCGCGAGAGAAAUAAGGGAGGUGACAAAAUUAUUGUAGCCUUUAGAGGAACGUCACCUUUUGAUGCAGACGAUUGGAGCACUGAUUUCGAUUUCUCAUGGUGUAAAAUUGAUGGGAUGGGAAAAACACAUAUGGGUUUCAUGAUAGCUUUAGGUUUACAAAAAUACUACCAUGAAGAUGAUAGUGAUAAGCUAGGAGAUUAUUAUGGUUAUUUUCGCAAACAAAUCCAACAAGAUCUACAUAGACCUUUAGCUUAUUACACCAUUAGAGAUAAACUUAAAGAAAUCAUUGCAACUAACAAAAGGGCUCAAAUUAUAGUGACGGGCCAUAGUUUAGGAGGUGCCCUUGCCAUUUUGUUCCCGGCAAUUUUAGCUUUGCAUGAAGAAGUGGAAUUAUUAGAUAAGUUAGAGGCAAUCUAUACUUAUGGACAACCAAGGGUUGGAAAUGAACAAUUUGGUGAAUUUAUGAACAACAACUUGAGAGAGCAUAAUAUUAAGUAUUAUAGGAUUGUUUAUGGAUUUGAUUGUGUCCCUUCAGUCCCACUUGAUAACACUUUGAUGACAUUUAAGCACUUUGGGACUUAUAUCCACUUUAACUCUCUCUAUCAAGGAAAGAUUCUUGAAGAAGAACACCAAAAGUUGGUGAAAGAAACUAGAAAUGAACUGUUUAUUAUGAUGAAAUAUUUAAGGCUACUAAGAGGAAUACUUUUGACAUUAAUGAAUUUUAUAAUAGCCAGAUUUAUAGCUAUUUGGGAGCUAGUCAGAGGAAUUUUCAUUGGUUUCACAGCAGGACAAUAUUAUAAAGAGGGAUGGCUGCUAUUAGUAUUCAGGACUAUUGGGAUAUUAUUCCCUGGUGCAGCUAAUCAUAAUCCUCAAGAUUAUGUUAAUGCUACUAUGUUAACUUCUGAGAACAUAUUCAAAUACCACCUUUAGUUGACUAAUUAAUUAAACUUUGAAACAUUCAUCUUUUCCCAAAUCUGGAUAAAUUCUCUUGUUAGUGAAUUGAAUUAGUCUAUGAUUCUUUUUAAAUUGUAAUAAUAAUAACGUCACUCAUAUCAAACGUUAAUGCUAGGUGUUUAUAUAAUAUGACUAAAGAUGAAAUAUAUAUAACAUUAAU
Amaranthus tricolor (Joseph's coat) is the source of this 1700-nucleotide messenger RNA. RefSeq names its product triacylglycerol lipase OBL1-like. Gene Ontology annotation, biological process: lipid metabolic process. The transcript is spliced from 5 exons. Lineage: Eukaryota; Viridiplantae; Streptophyta; Magnoliopsida; Caryophyllales; Amaranthaceae. The record is from RefSeq and is a predicted model, not a curated record. The coding region runs from base 32 to 1516 and encodes 494 amino acids. Gene Ontology annotation, molecular function: triacylglycerol lipase activity.